GACUAAGAUUGAGACUGGGACUGGGACUAGGACAGGCACUAAACCUGGCAUUGAGACUAAGACAGGGACUGGGACAGGCACCGGGACUAAGUCUCGGACAGGCACUGGGACUGGGACAGGCACUAAACCUGGCAUUGAGACUGAGUCAGGGACUGGGGCAGGCACCGGGACUAAGUCUCGGACAGGCACUGGGACUGGGACAGGCACUAAACCUGGCAUUGAGACUGAGUCAGGGACUGGGGCAGGCACCGGGACUAAGUCUCGGACAAGCACAGGCAUAGGGACUGGGACAGGCACUAAGCCUGGCAUUGAGACUGAGUCUGGGACUGGGUCACUGACCUUGGUUUUGAGACUGACGGUGAAGCUGAUACCGGUUCUGACACUGAAAAUUGCUCAGUGUCACGCCUCGUUUUGUCUGCUCUUUAAGCCAUUUGUUGCGGGUGUUAUUCGUUGCACUGCUGAGAGGGAUGAAGUUAUUUAAAGUUACUGAGCCAGUGGUGAGACUGCGGCUGCUGAAUGUGUAACGAGGAUGAAUUUGAUGCUGUGCUGAGUGAAUUCAAUAUAGUCAUGGAAGAUCUCUCCUGCUCUGCAAAGAAUGGUGUUCAGUACGAGGAAUACUUAAAUCAAAUGAGAAAGAUAAGUGCUCCCAGUGCUGCUGACAGUGGAAUUGAUGACUCGGAGAGUAUGGCCUCAUCUGCUGGCAGCAGCUUAAGCUGUAGUAUUGAGAAACUGAACUCUGUGGGCACAACAACAUCCAAAGUCAGGUUGGUGUGUGAUCUGGAGCAAAACCUGGAGGCUGUGAUGCUGUCCCCAAGCACGUGCUGCCCUUGUUCUUCUAGCUGGCAGAGGUUGAGGAUUUGGGAGGUGCUGUCAAAGGACCCUUGGAGUUGCUGCAAUGCAUCUUUUUCCAGACUGCUCUUGUGAAGCACCUUAAGAUGUUUUGGUACGUUAAAGGCG
Molecule: messenger RNA, 957 nt
Organism: Carcharodon carcharias (great white shark)
Lineage: Eukaryota; Metazoa; Chordata; Chondrichthyes; Lamniformes; Lamnidae
Product: regulator of cell cycle RGCC-like
Exons: 4
Coding region: 517-924 (135 amino acids)
Biological process (GO): regulation of cell cycle
Source: RefSeq, a predicted model, not a curated record